Closterium sp. NIES-65 is the source of this 3723-nucleotide messenger RNA. NCBI's taxonomy places the organism in Eukaryota, Viridiplantae, Streptophyta, Zygnematophyceae, Desmidiales, Closteriaceae. The record is from the annotation of a GenBank genome assembly.
AUGGCCGCGUUGGGCGGAGGAUGGGCGGACGCCUUGCGCAAAGCAGCGCAGGUCAAGACGGAACAGUGGCCGCCUUUUGAAGCGGCGUCCCCAAAGACCGAGCGUAAAUGGCCGGGGACCGCUUUCCACCUCACCAGCCCUUCAGGCUGCGCCGCUUCCGCGGCUUCCGCAUCACCCGCGCAGCUUCCGCACGCGCUUGGGGCGAAAACCGCUCCUGCCAAGGGGCACGAUUUUCUGCCUUCUGCCAAGCACUCUCCGCCCGCUUCCCCGAAUACUCCCCCGAUUCCCCGCGGCGGCGCUCACGCCGGCGCGCUUCCCGCGCGCGGAAAGGCGGCGGCGCAGGGCGGAGGUUCCGCCAUGCCCGCGCCGUCGGCGCAGGAGAUGCGCGCACUUGAGGAGGCGAACGCGCUGCUGACUGCUCUCUUCGGGCCGGGAGCAGAUCUCGCUGCGGUUAACGAGAGUCGUCGGAAUCCGUCAGAGAAACGGUUUUCGUCGGCUGGCAGCGCUGAACCGUCGCCGCGACCGGCAAAACCCGGCGAGAAACCCGCGAAGCCGCAAAACGAGCAGCGCUGUCAGUCGAAGGUACCCGCGAGCCCGCGCCCGCCUCCCGCGCAAAGACGCUCCGCUGGCGGCGCGGCGAAAAAGAAUUCCGCGCUCGGCGCGCAGUCGCCGAGAGUAACGGCUGUUUCAAUUCGGCCGGCUGAUGCGCCGUUUUCUGCUGCGGAAUUGCCAGCGCCGUCAAUUUUCUACGCCGGUCUCCCUUCCAGCGGCGCCGGUAGCGCAAAAGGCGGAGAAUCUCCGGUUGUUGCGCUGUUCGAAGGGGAGGCGACGUUCCCCGCGAUCAUGGCAGAGCUCUGGGCGCUCCAAGGCGGGCGCAGGGCGGACGGCGCAAAGGCUGCGGGUGCAGGCGCGGAGAAGCGGGAGCGACGCCAAGGCGCGAAGAAGGGGGAGCGGGGGGAGGAAUCGGCGGCGCAAGGGGCAGGCUCAACGUUGGCGCGGGGUCGAGGACAGGCGGAAGCGUACGAACAGGCGGGCAGUCCCCAGGAACCUGAGCUUGCCCCUUCCCCCGAAUUGCGCGCUCUGAAGGGGAGCGGAGCGGACGUUUGCGCGUCGCGCGGUGCGAAGCUGACUUCAUCCUCAAACGAGGCGGUGACACUUGGCGUUGAACGCGCGCCGGCCGCCAAUGCCACGUCACCAGUUGAAGCGGAAGCAACGGCGCUGCUCGAUAUGGUCACAAAGCUUCUGUCCUCCGACCAGAAUGUGACUGUAAGCGGGGGUGACUGUACCGAGAUGAUUAAGGGGACUGUAGAGAAGUUUAAGCAGGAGCUUCUGACGAAGCUUCCUGGGCGAGAUGUGGGGGAGGUGGCGGGCCGGGGACAAGGGGAAGGGGGGCCCGGCGCGGGGGGGGAUGGGGGGAAACGCGGGGUCGCGAUUGCGCGGAUGGCGCCGGUAAAGCUGGAACAUGGGGAAGAGGAGGGCGUGCGAGAGGGAGAAGAGCAGCAACAGGCUUUCCAGCCGCCUUUCCAGCCGCCUUUCUUGUUCACAGGGACCACCCAGUCUCGAGAACCGAGUGCCACCCCAGGCUCGGCGGCAGGCUCGGCGGCUGCUUCGGCAAGCAACUUCACAUGGGCUGCUGGACCUGCCGCCGCACCGGACUCCUCGCCAGCUGAUGCCCAACGCGCUGCAGAUUUCGCUGAUGAUUUCCCACUGCCGGUUCAUGCGGACUCUUGUCUCAAUGCUGCAGCAGCAAUCACAGAGCUACCCCUCUUCCCAGCGUCAGCAGCGGCCCGAGAAGCAGCCGCCGUCAUCUCAAGCCUCGGAACAGAGGGUAUUUCUAGUGUUUGCACCUCACCGCGUGUACGAUCCGCUAACUCUUCGUUUAGCAUGUCUGGGCGGUCGAAUAAGAGAGGUCGGGAUGAAGGGAGUGUGAGCAUUGGGGAUUCAGAAGGCAGUUUGGGGGGUUUGCUGCUGGGUUUGGGGGAGUUGAGGGAGACGGGUGCUCCUGUGAGUAAGGCUGCAAGGCUGAUUCGGGAGCAGUGGGCUCGGAAGAGGGGACUGCCUCCUUUGUCCAUUCCCCCGCCGCUGGAUUUGCCAUCGCCUGAUCAUUCCCCUCCUGCGGACAUGAAACCGCAUGCCAAUAGCUCGUGGGUCGUGGGUCGUGGCUGUUUCUGGCAGGCGGAGCUGCGAGCGAGCAUCUUCGAGGUGAUAGACGACAAAGACAAGACGGCGAGCGGCGACGAGCAACGCGCCGUGAGAGGCGGCUGUAGCGAACAGGCGAAGAACCUGCACGACUCCAAAACGGGUCAUCUGCUGACGGCGCUGCUGUGCGAGUAUCUGGAGUGGGGGGAGAUGGACCAUACCCUCAAAGUGUACCUCUCGGAGUGUAACCUGCCGCCAGUGUACCCGCGCCGACCAAAGCUAGAGGACGAGCUCGGCCUGCCGUCGUCCAAUGCCAUCAUGACACCUGGCGGCGCUACGCGGCCGCUGCUGCACGAGCUGAUCGACGCCUACUUCACUCUCAAGGCGCAGGUCAAGUCAGGCGCCACAGGCACGUCAUCGUCGGGGGGUGGUCUGCUCUCUCGUGCCACUGCGCGCAGCUCCAGCCCCUCAGCAUUGCAUCUCUUCUCCCCCCUCAAAUCCUCCUUCCUCUCCGUCCCCUCCUUUCUCCCACCCCCUUUUUCUACCCUCCCCAGCCGAGAUCUCCCAGGAGCACCUCGCCCCUCACGCGUGGCUUCAGCAGUGCGUUCGGCCGCAGCAGCAGCGGCGGGGGCGAGCGCGAGCGGUCGUCCUCAGGCAGCCGGCGCAGCAGCAGCGGUGGCAGGGCAGUGCCUGAGCCGGCAUCGAGAGGCGAGAGUGACACCGAGAGGGGCGGCGGCGGGGGCGCGUUCUCGAAGCUGCCGAUCUCAUUGCUACAAGUCGCUUCCCGUUUUUUGCUGCGCGCCUCCGCUUGCGCGGAACGCAGUUUCCGCAAGUGGCAGCGGCGACGAGGAGAACCCGGGAGAGUUCACCGCGGUUUACCCUUCCGACUUGCACAUCGCCAAUCCUAAAGUAGCCAGCACUGCAGACGAAACAGAGAAGCUUCGCAAGGACGAGAAGGAUCGCCAGAGGCGUCGUCAACGGACCUGCUGCUGCCGCAUCACAUGCUGGUCGCUUAUCGUCCUCACCGUCGUUAUCGUCGGAUUAGGCGUCGCAGGGCUCGUCGCAUACCUGACAGUCUCAAAGCAACAGCCGGAGGUGAAGGUCAAGCAAAUCAACAUCCUCCGCGUCGGCAUCACAAAAUCCGGCGGCGGGUUCCUGGGCCUCGAAAACUUCCGCCUGGGCCUAUCCGCGUUAAUAAACGUCACCGCGCUCGUGUAUAACCCCAACAACUGGGACGUGGAAGCGGAAAACAUCAGCGUGGACGUAAAAUUCUUCGACAUGAAUGUUACAAAUGUGACCAUUCCUGGCGUCGUGGGCAUGAGCAAGGGUGGGAGCGCGGAGUUGACUGUCCCCAUCGAUAUUGUCGAUGCGCCCCUGGCGACGCUGAGUCCCGCGAGCCUGCUGACGACGCCGCUGCUGCAUGGGCGCGCGGAAAUGCGGGUGGUGGUUGGCACUGCAGCGCGCGUGAAAUACUGGGGCAUCUCGUCGCCACGCGUUAUGGUGCAUGUGGAAUGCACGAUGCAGCUGGACCCGUUUUCCGCUAAGAAGUACAACGAGCAGUGUACUCCCAGCAUCUCUCUGUGA